Zingiber officinale is the source of this 2185-nucleotide messenger RNA. RefSeq names its product ent-kaur-16-ene synthase, chloroplastic-like. The record is from RefSeq and is a predicted model, not a curated record. The coding region runs from base 14 to 2062 and encodes 682 amino acids. Lineage: Eukaryota; Viridiplantae; Streptophyta; Magnoliopsida; Zingiberales; Zingiberaceae. The transcript has 12 exons. Gene Ontology annotation, biological process: diterpenoid biosynthetic process. Gene Ontology annotation, molecular function: terpene synthase activity; magnesium ion binding.
UACAGAUUCUCCAAUGAGUCCAUCAUUGCAGAUCAUGCAUUCUGUCAUAGCUGUUGCUCCUAAAGCACUUACUGAUCUAGGAUGCAAGAUGCAUAGAAGUGGCAACAAAAUAUAUAUGUGUCAGGGCGGAUCAAUUGAAAGAAUCAGUAGACAAUUCCAGAAGGUCCAACUUUCAGCUUCAUCUUAUGACACUGCAUGGGUAGCUAUGGUUCCUUCUCCAACUUCUCCUAACCAUCCAUGCUUUCCACAAUUCCUUGAUUGGAUAAUAAAGCAUCAACAUUCUGAUGGAUCAUGGAGACUUAAUCAUUUCCAAUCCUUUCUUAUUAAAGACUACUUGUCUUCGACAUUAGCUUGUAUAAUUGCCCUGGAACGCUGGAAAGUUGGUCAGGAACAAGUCAGGAAGGGUCUCAACUUUAUUAGGAGUAAUUUUUCGUCCAUUUUGGACGAGCGCUUGCAGUCACCAAUUGGCUUCGAUAUUGUAUUUCCAAGCAUGCUUAAAUAUGCCAUCGACAUUGGUUUAGAUGUUCCUAUAGAACAUCAUGAGAUAGAUAACAUGCUUCGCCGGCAAAAUACAGAACUACACAGAAACUGGUUGCUCGAGGAGGAAGAAAUCCAUUCAGAUGUAGCCACAUGUGCCAUGGCUUUUCGUCUUCUUCGAUUGAAUGGAUACGAUGUAUCUUCAGAUUGCUUAAGUCGGCUCGUAGAUGAGGACUAUUUUAACAAUGCAUUGCAAGGAUAUAAGGAUGUGAACACUGUAUUGGAAUUGUACAAGACAUCACAAAUCAAAAUAUUUCCCAACGAGCAAGGUUUAGACAAAUUAGCAUCCUGGUCAAGAAUGUUUCUGAAAGAAGUAUUAAGCACCAACCGAAAUCUCGGACACCAGAUUGAUUUAAAAGAGGUUGAUUACGCUCUAAAGUUUCCAAUUUGGUCCAAUGUGGAACGUUUAGAGCAUAAAAGUACCAUUGAGAACUUCACUCAUGGCAACUCACAUGCUCUCAAAACUUCAUGCGAGCGUUAUAGCAUAAAGGAUAGUGAUCUAGUGAGAUUGGCAUUGGAUUCCUUCCGAACUUCUCAGCGAACAUAUCAAGAAGAACUCCAAAUUCUCGACAAUUGGGUGCAAGAUAGCAAACUAGAUCAACUGGAAUUUGCCAGGCAAAAGCAGACUUUUUGCUAUUUUUCCGCUGCUGCAAUACUUUUCUCUCCUGGAAUGAGCGAUGCUCGCAUAUCAUAUGCCAAAAGCAGUGUCCUUGCCACUGUGGUCGAUGACUUCUUUGACAACGGGGAAUCUGUAGAGGAGCUUCAAGAUCUUAUUUCAUUGGUGGAGAAGUGGGAUGCAAAUUGGGAAAAGGAGACGCAUUCUGAACAAGUUAACAUCAUUUUUUCUGCUCUGUUCCACACAAUCAAUGAGCUUGGGACCAAGGCAUCAAUAUUGCAGAAGCGAGCUAUCACCCACCAUUUAGUUGAGGCAUGGCUUAGAUUGAUGAAUUGCAUGAUGAAAGAGGCAGAGUGCCGGAUAACCAAGGAAGUUCCUUCGCUGGAUGAGUACAUGAAGAAUGGGUUCGUCUCCUUUGCCCUCGAACCAGUUAUUCUCCCAGCACUCUAUUUCCUUGUUCCGGAACUUCCUGAAGGUGCCUUCAGAAAUACAGAAUACGAGAAUUUGUUCCGAUUAGUGAGCAUAUGUGGGCGUCUGCUCAACGACGUGCAAGGCUUCCAAAGAGAAUGUGAAGAAGGGAAGGUGAAUGCCGUAUCACUACGCGUUCUCCACAGUGCCGGUUCGACGUCCGAAGAAGAAGCAAAGCAGCAGAUACAAGGGGAAAUAGAGUCCGCCAGGACCGAGCUCUUGAGAAUGGUGGUGCAACAAGAGGGGAGCGUCGUUCCCAGGCCUUGCAAGGAUCUCUUCUGGAAGACGUGCAAAAUACUGCACCUCUUCUACAUGAACAACGACGGGUUUACCUCGCCGAAAGAGAUGGUGAGGACGGUCGACGCAGUCAUUCAUGAACCCAUAAAAACCAAGCUGAAAUCACCGUGGCUAAGAAGCCUAUUUAUUCAUAUUAAUAUAUAAAAAUAUUAUAAUAAAUAUAAUGAUGAUAAAAAAUAUGUCAGGUCAUCUUAGUCAUUAUAGGAAAAAUGUGGUUGUAAUUACAAUUAAGACGAUAAACAAGUGAACCUGAGUUAUAUUUUAUGA